CUAUGCGCGAUGCUGCUCCUCCUUGCAGACAGGAUGUUGCCGCCCCUCCCUGCAGGUCGGCGCCUCGCCACCCUCGGGCCCCGGCUGCCCUGCAGCUGCAGUCCGGCGCCCCUGCAGCCCUGCUGCCUGCCUGCCUGGAGGCCAGUGCCCCUUGCAAAAGCAAUUAGAGCAAUUGAACUAUGAAGAGGAAUGGGGAUAUUGCUUCUCUUUUUAGAAAACAUGAAGCAAAGAAACUUGCUGUUGCUUCAUCACCACCACCAGCCCCAGCUACAAAAGUGAUUGAAGAGGAAGAUCAAGAUCAAUCUUCUGUGCUUUCAGAAGCAAUUGAUGUUGAUAAUAUCUUGCCACCACAACCGCAACCACAGCCACCAACUCCGUCGUCGUUGCCGGUCUAUGAUAUCAAUCGCCUUCCACAUGAUCCAGGUGAACGCCUUCCAAUUGCAAGUUAUGAUAUUAAUGAUCAAGAUGCAAUUAGAAGAGCAUAUGUUCUGAAAAAGCCAUUCAAGCCAAUUAACCAUGAAUUUCCAAAAAGGAAAAUUGGAAAUAGAUAUCGCUCAUGCAGUCCUGUAUGGUUGUACAACUAUGAUUGGCUUGAAUAUAGUAUCAAGGGAAAUGCUGCAUUUUGCUUCUUUUGCUACUUGUUCAAAAACCCAAAUUGCAAGGCCAAGGGUACAAUUGCAUUUACUGUGAAAGGCUGGAGAAAUUGGAAUAUAGGAGACAAAUCACUUCUGAAACAUAUGGGUUCUAAAGUACACAAGUUAGCUGAAGAGAAAUACAUUGGUUUUAUUAAUCCCAAUGCAGCAAUUGAUAAUCAGAUUGAGAAGUGGAGUGAUGAGGAUCGUCAUCUUUAUAAGAUCAGGUUGACUUAUACACUUAGAUGCAUUAAAUUUCUAUUGCAUCAAGGAAUGGCAUUUCGUGGACACGAUGAGAGUGAAGAGUCUAGCAACAGAGGGAACUUCAUUGAGCUUUUGAAAUUUCUUGCAGCAAAUAGUGAAGAAGUGAAUAAGUAUGUUCUGAAAAAUGCUCCAGGUAACUGCUCCUUAACCAGCUUAAAGAUACAAAUGUAGGUUAUUCAUUGUUGUGCCAUAGAAACUAGAAAGAGAAUAAUUGAAGAACUUGGUGUUGAGCCUUAUGCAAUUUUAGCUGAUGAGUCCAGUGACAUAUCACAUAAAGAACAACUAGCUCUUUGCUUGCGCUUUGUGGAUAAAUUGGGAAGGCCAUGUGAGCACUUUAUUGGAGUUGUUCAUGUUGAUGAUACUAGCUCUUUAUCACUUAAGGAAGCAAUUGAAGCUUUACUUGUUCGUAAUGGCUUGACUAUAACUCAAAUUCGUGGUUAAGGCUACGAUGGGGCUAGCAACAUGAAAGGUGGUAUUAAAGGGUUGAAAGCAUUGAUAAUGAAAGAGUCACCUUCUGCUUAUUAUAUCCAUUGUUUUGCACAUCAACUCCAACUAGUGCUUGUUGCUGUUGCCAAGGGUAAUACUGAUUGUAAGGGCUUUUUCGAUCAAGUAUCUCUCUUGCUUAAUAUUGUUGGAGUUUCUUGUAAGCGUCAUGGAAUGCUUCGAAAUGCCAGACUUGAGCAAAUCACAAAAGCACUUGAUUGUGGUGAACUUGAAUCUGGGAGUGGAUUAAAUCAAGAGAUGGGGCUAUCUAGACCUGGUGAUACUAGAUGGGGUUCUUAUUAUAAAACUAUAUGCAACAUCAUUGCUAUGUAUCCUUCAAUUCAUGAAGUACUUGUCAAUCUUGGAGAUGAUCCUUCACAUAAGGCUAAUUGGACAAAAAUACAUUUUAUGGUUAGAGCACUUGAGUCCUUUGAGUUUGUUGUUGUUGCACACUUAAUGUUUCUUAUUCUUGGAUAUACAAAUGAAUUGUCCGAGUGUUUGCAAAGAAGAGAGCAAGAUAUUCUUAAUGCAAUCAGUCUUGUUAAUGUGGCAAAGAAUAGAAUGCAGCAAUUGAGGACUAAUGGUUGGGAACAGUUUCUUGAAAGAGUUACUUGGUUUUGCAACAAACAUGGUGUCCAAAUUCCAGUUAUGGAGGAUAAUUAUGUGCCUUAUGG
Molecule: messenger RNA, 2053 nt
Organism: Panicum virgatum (switchgrass)
Lineage: Eukaryota; Viridiplantae; Streptophyta; Magnoliopsida; Poales; Poaceae
Product: zinc finger MYM-type protein 1-like
Exons: 2
Coding region: 180-1067 (295 amino acids)
Source: RefSeq, a predicted model, not a curated record